Messenger RNA from Hypoxylon trugodes, 1273 nucleotides. RefSeq lists its product as uncharacterized. The record is from RefSeq and is a predicted model, not a curated record. The transcript has 3 exons. NCBI's taxonomy places the organism in Eukaryota, Fungi, Ascomycota, Sordariomycetes, Xylariales, Hypoxylaceae. The coding region runs from base 291 to 1112 and encodes 273 amino acids.
AAUACAUAAUAUGCAUAUCUACACCUAAAUAAAACUCCACUGAUAUAAGUUCCUUCGAUAUACCCAGAUAUUAUUCAUGCAAAUUCUCUACUAAUAUUACGUAUGAACUGCUGAUUAUAGGGCUUAGAAUGUAUCCCUGUUAGCUUCGGAAACGGAUCAUACGUGUAGUCAUGCGAGAUCCCGUCUUCCCGGGACUUUAUGUAUAAGUAAGACAAUAAGGAAGUCUGCAACUACAUAAAAACGCCACAUGCAUAACUAUACGAUUCCAAUCCGUCGAUGAAUGAGGGGCAAUGCCUACCCUGAAAGAAGCACACGGUCCUGAGGAAGAUUGGUCAGGUUUAAGAGAUGCCAAAGCGAGACGCAAGUUGCAGAAUCGGUUGAAUGUUCGUGCUCAUCGGCGACGAAAAGCGUUACUCGAAGGUACAAGUGCUUGUACAGCGACCAGCGCCACAGAAUACAACCAGCUGGUUUUAAGUCCGAGGGCCUCCAGCCGGGAUCACGGCGAAUUCGAAACUCAAGAUCAGACUAAUUACUGGGUGGCUAAAUUUUCUAAGUUGCGGCUGCUGGACACAGAUUCUAUCUCGCUCGAGAACCAGGCCUCUUUAUUCCCAUUAUCGUUAGAUCACUUGAUACCGUUGGUACAAUACAACUUCGUUCGGGGUGUUUUGACAAAUAUGGCGAUCUUGGGCCUUCAGGAUGUAUUCCCCCCAGAAUGUGCUCGGGUAUGGGUUAACAUGCCGCUCUUCCCAGCGCCAUCCACCAUCCCUGAGUCUCUUCAAUCCACGGAAUUACAGCGGAACACACCUCAUGAACCGUGGAUAGAUCUUAUACCCGAUAAACAGAUGCGCGACAAUACUAUUCUUGCUAUGGGUUCGUUUGCACGCGAGGAUGUCGAGGAAGAUGUAGCGGCCACCAUGUUCGGAAAGGUGAAAUUGCUUGAGAUGAGCGGAUUGAUAGCCUGGAAUGAACCAUGGAGAACAGAGGGCUGGGAAUUGACGGAAGGGUUUAUACAAAAGUGGCCGUUCCUUGUGAAAGGUUGCCGAGACAUGCUUGAGUCUACUAAUCGGUGGCGGGCAUUACGAGAUGAAGAUCCCCUGGUUAUCGAACUGUGAGGAUUAGGUACUCAGGUGUACACCACAAUAGCCUGUGAUCAGACAUAUGAACCCCCACUCAAGGUAUGUACUAUAUUUAUAUAUAUGUGUAUAAAUACGUUGAUUUAAUCUAUGUAAUUAGAAUAUAGAUAGCAUAAAGAGAUUCCCAUUUCAAUGCCCAG